Molecule: messenger RNA, 1220 nt
Organism: Phyllopteryx taeniolatus (common seadragon)
Lineage: Eukaryota; Metazoa; Chordata; Actinopteri; Syngnathiformes; Syngnathidae
Gene: polr2f
Product: RNA polymerase II, I and III subunit F
Exons: 5
Coding region: 571-954 (127 amino acids)
Biological process (GO): DNA-templated transcription
Cellular component (GO): RNA polymerase II, core complex; nucleus; RNA polymerase I complex
Molecular function (GO): DNA binding; DNA-directed RNA polymerase activity
Source: RefSeq, a predicted model, not a curated record
ACGCCUCGGGAUCCCCCCGGAAGAGAUGGAUGAAGUGGCUGGGGAGAGGGAAGUCUGGGCGUCCCUGCUAAAGCUACUGCCCCCGCAACCCGACCUCGGAUAAGCGUUAGAAAAUGGAUGCAUGGAUGGAAUUUCAGACAAAACGCGAGCAGGAAAUGUGAUUAUUCACAUGUGACAUAUAAGAAAAUCCGCUUGGUGACGCUAGUGUUUACGAAAUAAAGAAUUGUGUUUAUUGUGGAACUCUAUUAUCAUUUAGGUUUACAUUUCAUUUUUGAAAAUAUAUUUCCCCUUAGCUGUAGCAUACACGGAGUGUUAUUGAUCAGCAAAAACUUUGUUUCAUUCUUAAUAAUGGCUUCUUUCCGCUGGUGUCCUGGCCUCAAGGAAAGUAAACUAAACAGGCGGACCGAUAGUAUUAGUUUGUGUGGCUUCGGAUUUAUUGUUCGGUGCACAUGACACAGGAACCGGAAUUGAAGAGCUCAUUGGACUCGUGGGUGUUCGUGUUUACAACUAAAUAGUGGAUUAAGUCAUUUAAACAAUUCACUUGGAAUAUUUGCGACUCCACAGCGUGGCAUGUCGGACAACGAAGAUAACUUUGACGAUGGAGAUUUUGAUGAUGCCGAAGAGGAUGAAGGAUUAGAUGAUUUGGAAAACGCGGAAGAUGAAGAUCAGAAGAAUGUUCAGAUCCUCCCGGCAGGCGAGGGCCAGCAGGCCAACCAGAAGAGGAUAACAACAUCAUACAUGACAAAAUAUGAGCGAGCAAGAGUUUUGGGAACUAGAGCUCUCCAGAUAGCGAUGUGCGCGCCAGUCAUGGUGGAGCUGGAAGGUGAAACUGACCCUUUACAAAUUGCUAUGAAGGAGCUCAAGUGUGGAAAGAUCCCUAUAAUCAUCCGCCGCUACCUUCCAGAUGGAAGUUAUGAAGACUGGGGCUGCGACGAGCUCAUCAUUAGUGAUUAAGUCACUUCUGCAGUCUGAAAGCCACUCUUCUAUUGGCAGAUGCACACUGGAGAUGCUGUUGGACUGUCUAGACUAUAAAAUGACAAUGUAUCAAACAGCAUCCUCUUCACUUAUGUUGAGUCGAACCCUUUGCAUCGCCUGUUUAAACCACAUUAUGAGGGAAAUUACAAUGAAUGUUUGUUUUAGAAAAUGAAAUCUGUCAUUUUGGUGGGGAUUUGACUGUAAGAAACUGUUUUAUUGUUUUGAAUAAACUUGUAAUACUUCCA